AUGUUCCGCUGACAUCACUGUUCAAACCAGUCUAUAAAAGCCCCUUUGGAGUGUUUGCUGUCAGAAAUGAAAAUUCAGUAGCUCUAUUCCCAUUGCAGCCUGUGCUCUCCCUGUCAUCAUGAAGGUUUCCUUCUCCCUUUGCAUCCUCUUGGCUUUCAUAGAUGCAGGGAGCUCUCUUCAGUGUGAGGUUUGCCAUGAUAUAGGGGAGAGCUGUUCCGGCCCCAUGGAAACCUGUGAUAGUGGCAAAGAUACCAGUGGCAUCAUAAAGCAUGAAGCUGUACAAGGUUUUGUGCCACUGAUGAACACCGUUCUCAAUGGCUUGUAGUGUCCAGCAUGCUAAGCUGAGGAUUCUUACCAGAGUAGUGAAAACACUGUGAGUUGUACCGGAGUCCAGACCCAGUGUUUUGAUAUAGCUGGGGAAAUAACCAUUGGUAACUUAUUUUUACCUGGUCAGCCCGUCAAGGAAGGAGAACAGAAACUGACAUUCUCAGCAGAAAACGAAGGGGAGCUUUUCACUGUUCUGUAUUACACCAUAGCUGAGGAUCUGAGCCCUGUAUAA
Dermochelys coriacea (leatherback sea turtle) is the source of this 559-nucleotide messenger RNA. RefSeq names its product phospholipase A2 inhibitor PIP-like. Lineage: Eukaryota; Metazoa; Chordata; Testudines; Dermochelyidae. The record is from RefSeq and is a predicted model, not a curated record. The transcript has 4 exons.